AUGAACUCUGCCAUCACCAGCUGUGAGCACCCCGAGCCCUUGAAGGGUGAUGGUGUAUUCAACUCCCAUGAAGGUGGCCAAGGCAGGAAGAAGGAUGGCCAGCCUAGGGGUCUCAGCAGUAACCUGGCUUAUAGCAUCCUGGAUAUCCCACCAUGGUAUCUCUGUAUCUUCUUGGGAGUGCAGCACUUCCUCACAGCCCUGGGGGGACUCGUGGCAAUUCCACUCAUCCUGGCCAAGGACCUGUGUUUGCAGCAUGACCCCCUGACCCAGAGCUACCUCAUCAGCACCAUUUUCUUCGUCUCUGGCAUUUGCACUCUCCUGCAAGUAGUUUUAGGAGUCAGGCUGCCCAUUCUCCAGGGAGGAACAUUUGCUUUUCUGGCACCCUCCCUGGCCAUGCUGUCCCUUCCUACCUGGAAGUGCCCCAUGUGGACGCUCAAUGCCAGCCUGGUGAACACCAGCUCCCCUGAAUUCACUGAGGAAUGGCAGAAGAGGAUCCGAGAGCUGCAGGGAGCCAUCAUGGUUGCUUCCUGUGUCCAGAUGCUGGUGGGCUUCUCAGGCCUCAUUGGCUUCCUCAUGCGCUUCAUCGGCCCCUUGACCAUUGCUCCGACCAUCUCCCUGGUGGCCCUGCCUCUCUUCGAUUCUGCGGGCAAUGACGCCGGGAUCCACUGGGGGAUUGCUGCCAUGACCAUCUUCCUCAUCGUGCUGUUUUCUCAGUACCUGAAAAACAUCGCGGUGCCUGUGCCUGUUUACGGAAGAGAGAAGAAGUGUCACACCUCUAAGUUCUACCUGUUUCAGGUCUUCCCUGUGUUGCUGGCGCUCUGCAUCUCGUGGCUGCUGUGCUUCGUGCUCACAGUCACCGACGCCCUCCCCUCGGCACCUGCAGCCUACGGGUACCUGGCCCGCACAGACACCAAAGGCGACGUCCUGAGCCAGGCUCCUUGGUUUCGCUUCCCUUACCCAGGGCAGUGGGGCCUCCCCACCAUCAGCCUGGCUGGGGUCUUUGGGAUCGUCGCGGGGGUGAUCUCCUCAAUGGUGGAGUCGGUAGGCGAUUAUUAUGCCUGUGCCCGCCUGGUGGGGGCACCACCCCCUCCGAAGCACGCCAUCAACCGAGGCAUCGGCAUCGAGGGCCUGGGCUGCCUGCUGGCAGGGGCCUGGGGUACGGGGAAUGGCACCACCUCCUACAGCGAGAAUGUCGGCGCUCUGGGCAUCACCAGGGUAGGGAGCAGGAUGGUGAUUGUUGCGGCGGGCUGCGUGCUGCUCCUGAUGGGCAUAUUUGGGAAGAUCGGGGCUGCGUUUGCCACCAUCCCAACCCCUGUGAUCGGAGGCAUGUUCCUGGUGAUGUUUGGUGUCAUCACUGCCGUGGGGAUUUCCAAUCUUCAGUACGUGGACAUGAACUCGUCCAGAAACAUCUUUGUCUUCGGCUUCUCCAUCUACUGUGGGCUUGCUGUUCCCAACUGGGUGAACAAGAACCCGGAGAGGCUCCACACAGGGAUUCUGCAGUUGGACCAGGUCAUCCAGGUGCUGCUGACCACGGGCAUGUUUGUUGGUGGAUUUCUGGGCUUUCUACUGGACAACACCAUCCCUGGAAGCCUGGAGGAGAGAGGCCUCCUGGCGUGGAAUCAAAUCCAGAAGUCUGAGGAGACUACGAAGAUCUCGGAGGUCUACAGCCUCCCCUGGGGGAUCGGCACCAGGUUCUGCGCAUCCUCCUGCACCCGAUGCCUCCCCUUCUGGCCCAAACUGGAACGUGGUGGGAGAGGUGAGGUGGGGGUGAGCCAGCUGACGCUCUGCUCCUGGGACCCCUCAGAAGAGCGACCCAAGGGCGCCACAGACACCAGGAUGUAA
Molecule: messenger RNA, 1842 nt
Organism: Globicephala melas (long-finned pilot whale)
Lineage: Eukaryota; Metazoa; Chordata; Mammalia; Artiodactyla; Delphinidae
Product: solute carrier family 23 member 1-like
Biological process (GO): transmembrane transport
Cellular component (GO): membrane
Molecular function (GO): transmembrane transporter activity
Source: RefSeq, a predicted model, not a curated record